AUGUCCUUCGACAGAUUAAGUAGAAGUCGAAACAAGAACAGUAAUAAUAGCGCCCCACAUUCUAAUCAUCAUAACACUUCACCUUCUGCUGCUGCAAAGACAAGAUCAUUACUUAAAGCAGCUACUCUUUCACCAACUAGAUUAGAAUCUAUAGAGACUGUUUUGAAAAAGGGUGGUGGCACAACUAGUACCAAUGACAACAUCAUCGCUAAUAAUGUCACUGAUAAAAACAAACCUAGGAUUGAUGCUAGCAAAAGAACCAAAAGUAGCAAUGGUAUUCAUCAUGUACAUAGUAAAGAUAAAGAAUUAGAAUUGUGUUGCGGAAGAACCUUGUUUAAUAGUACUGAUAAUAAUAUCAGUGAUGGAGUAAAAGAAGAUGACCUUAACGAUAAAGAUGGACUAGAAUUUAAUACAAAAAAUUAUGGAAGAAAUCAUUUUAAUGGAAAUAAUACAAUGCAUAACAAUGACUUGAAUGCUCCAGACUAUGAACAAGCUUUUAAUUCAAAUAGUACUAGCAACGAUGAGGACAAUGAUUUGGUUAUCGAUGUCUUGCCUUCCUUCCAUUUAUAUAAUGCAUUACACAGACAUAUUCCAAUGGGUAACGUUGAUUCAGAUAUUGUAGCUUAUCCACCACGGUAUGAGGAACCAAAUACUACAUCCAUUAUAAACUAUGAUACCAAUGCUAACAAUGCUUAUACUUCUGAUACUAGUUCUACUGGGAUUAGCAUAAGACCGCGGUUGACUAGAGGCCAUAGCAGUACUGACAAUAUCUCUGGCCAGCCAAAUCUGCAUUUAUUUAGAACUCAAUAUGAACCAAUAAUCGAUGAUAUCGAUGAAGACAACGAAAAUAUUGCCAUAGAUAGAGUAUAUUCGCUCCCCAAGUUAUCAACACCUAUUGAAAUAUCCAUUAAAGUCACUAAAACCCCCGUAAGGCCAGACCAAAAAUUAGAGGAAGAGUCGAUUUUAAAGGAAUACACAUCAGGCGACAUUGUUAAUGGCUAUGUCAUUAUCUCAAAUAAAUCAACUGAAAGAAUGAAAUUCGAGAUGUUCUAUGUUACUCUGGAAGGGUUUACCUCAGUUCUUGAUAAGAAACUGGAAAAAAGAACAAUCAAAAGAUUUCUGCGUAUGGUGGAUAUUAGUGCAAGCUGGUCUUACAGUACAAUUGAAAUUUCGUCGGGUGUGGAAUAUGAUCCCGGAGCUAUUGACCCGGAUGAUGGUUGCAUUUUAGGUUUACCUAAUAAUAGGUAUUUGGAGCCCGGUCUAAAAUAUAAAAAAUAUUUCAUGUUCAAAUUCCCGUACCAACUAUUAGAUGUUACUUGUAAACAUGAACUUUCGACACAUACCCAGGUACCUCCGAGUUUUGGUAUAGAUUCUUAUGCUCUAAACGGAAAGUAUUCAAACAUCGGGGUCAAUCCAAUGUUGGGAUAUGGUCAUUUGGGUACUAAGGGGUCGCCAAUUUUAACUUUGGAUUUAGCACCAGCUUCUGUGGCUACUCAUUAUAGUAUUGACGCAAAAUUAGUUGGUAAAGAACCAGCCACGUCAUCUUUGCACCUGGGUCCAGAUGCUAACGGUAAUAAUAAUAAUAGCAACAACAGUUGUAAUAAAAAAUUGUUUUUGAUGAAGGAUGCUCAUUAUAACCUAAGAUUUAUUCCUUUUGGCACACCUUGUAAUUGGGAUCCAAUACUUGCACCCAAGUCACCGCUUUCUCAAUUAAAAAAAUUAUCUGAUUUGAUUAAAGAGAGACUAAAAAUGCUAGAUGUUAUUUUUGAAAAGGUCCAUAACAAUCAAAUCAUUACUCCAAAUGAUGUUUUUGGGGAAGAUUUCAUAGCUAUUAACAAUAAUGAGGAUGCUAUUGCUAAUAGAGAUGCUACUUCUACUGAUAUGAAUAACAUUGGUAAUAAUGAUGGUAACGCGAGGGUAAUUCCAAAUACUUCAUAUUUAGAAAGUGAAGAGAUUUUAAAUAGAAAAUUGAGAAAUCUAUAUGUCAAUAGGGAUGACAGUACUAACACUACCACUACGGAACAUUACCAUGAAAAAGGACAAACUUGCCAUUCUCAUUUUAUUAAUGAUACGGAAGAUGACAAUUAUAAAGAAGGUGAUAUUGUUAAACGUGAAUUUGCUUAUGCUAUUAAAUCUCACUCAAAAUCGAAAAAGAUGAAUUUUUUUUCAGCUUUUAUGGGCGCUUCUCAUUCCUCCAGUAAGUCUCAUGCCAACAACCCCGCUCCUGGCUCUGCGGUUAAUAGUAGUAGUAAUACUAGCCUUCAUAAACAACCAAAUUCUUCUAACUUACACUCGGGUAUUAUCAUGGCAUCCGCUACCAUUCCUCAAGGCGGGAUUUCCUACUCUGAACCAUCAUUGUUAAGGAAAACCAAUAAAUUUGACAAUAAAAAUAAGCAUGAUCAGGAAAAUUGGUCAAUAUUAACUAAAUCGUUAGGAGACUCUCCCAUUUUAAAAACCAUUAAAAUUAAUUUAGAUUGUGUUGAAUCCAAUAAUAGCGAGGACCACUGUCCACCAGAUAUCCAGGCUAUUUCUAUUGAUUUAAUUUCAAUUACAGGGCUCUCGACAAACCCAAUACCCAUUAAUUUGAAUUCCAAAUUUUUGUUGAAUGACAAAAAACUUGAGGCAAUACGCAAGGAGUUUGUUCAAUUACGUUCCGAAAUUGAUAAAUAUUUAGGAAAGUUUCUUCAACAUAAAGACAACAUUAACAAGUUGUACAAGACAAGCAUCACUACAUUACCACCUAUUAAAUUUAAUAAUUUUAUAUCAAAUGGAUUAUUGAGCGAUGUUAAUAGUAUAGCUAAUUUUAAUGUUGAAAAAAAAACUUUAAAAGAAGUAUUUUUGAAACAAUCUGUAUGUUUACUAAAGGAAGAAAAGGAAAAUUCUGAUAAUAUCAAACCCGUAUCAACUAGCACGGGUUUACUGUCACCAAGUGAUAGUCAUGGUUUAGCAAAAAACCAUGCAAGUAACACUUUAACAACUAAAAAAUCAGGCUCUAGUGCUAUUAAUCAACCCGUUUCUCCGCAGAUUUCAAUGAAAAGAACAGCCUCUAGCUCUUUAUUAUCACCUUUUAGUUCUGGUAAUGCAAAUUCCCAACACAUAAAUGAAUUGUUCAAGGAAUUUGUUGUGCAUGAAUGGAUUCGUGUUGAGCCACACCAUUAUAAAAGAGAGUUGGAUGUUCGUUUAAGGAUAACACCUGAAUUAAAACAAACUUUAGUACCUACUUUUGAGGAAUGCCUAUGUUGCAGGAUGUAUUGUUUACAUGUUAACAUUAAAUUUGCUGGUCAAGCUGGGAUAGCAUCCAUCGACAUCCCAGUAAAGGUUAUUCAUUAUUAG
This is a messenger RNA of Saccharomycodes ludwigii, 3333 nucleotides long. It is a transcript of the gene BUL2, whose product is annotated as ubiquitin-ubiquitin ligase BUL2. Gene Ontology annotation, cellular component: ubiquitin ligase complex. The transcript has a single exon. The record is from RefSeq and is a predicted model, not a curated record. Gene Ontology annotation, molecular function: ubiquitin-ubiquitin ligase activity. Gene Ontology annotation, biological process: protein monoubiquitination; protein polyubiquitination. Lineage: Eukaryota; Fungi; Ascomycota; Saccharomycetes; Saccharomycodales; Saccharomycodaceae. The coding region runs from base 1 to 3333 and encodes 1110 amino acids.